AGAAGAGCUGCACUUCCGGAUAACUUCCUAGUUGUCGUGUUUGAAGUCUGCUCUCUUACAAACGAAUAGCUUACUGACAAAACACGACUUUAAUAUAUGGUAUCAGUAAGGUUAAAGGACAGCUGAAAGGGCCACGGAGACUGGCUGGUGAUGGAGAGGCUCAUAACCAAGCUCACAGAAAAGCAGGUCCUUUUCACUGCUUCCUUCGCGGUACGGCUGGCCCUAGUUGCCUAUGGAGACCACCAGGACAGGACUAUGGUGGUGAAGUACACCGACAUCGACUACCAUGUGUUCACAGAUGCUGCAAGAUUCAUCACUGAGGGGGAGUCCCCGUACAACAGAUCCACGUACCGCUACACCCCUCUCCUAGCCUGGAUGCUCACCCCUAACAUCUACCUCAGCAUGGUAUUUGGCAAGAUCCUGUUCAUUGUGUGUGAUGUGCUGUCAGGGCUGCUCAUCUACAGAAUCCUCCGCCUGAGAGGUCUGGGCUCUGAGACUGCACGUCGUGUUUGUUCACUGUGGCUCCUCAACCCACUGACGAUGGGAGUAUCCAGCCGAGGGAAUGCUGAGUCAAUCCUGGCAGCUCUGGUGCUGGGGACAUUACUCUGCAUGGAAGCCCGGCAUCUGAUGUGGGCAGCCAUACUCUAUGGUCUGUCAGUCCAUAUGAAAAUCUACCCAAUUACAUAUGCUCUGCCCAUUGCUCUGACCCUGCGUACACCAGAGACCAGAUCAGAGGAGGAAAGAAAGAGGUGGAGGAGCUUCAUUGGGUUUAUAGGAAGCUUCUUCAACCGAGAGCUGCUCCUCUUUGCAAGUGUGGCCGGAGGAGUCUUCUGUAUGCUCACAGCGUUCUUUUAUUACAUGUAUGGUUGGGAGUUCCUUCAUGAGACCUACUUGUACCAUCUGACCAGAAGGGACAUCAGACACAACUUCUCUCCAUACUUCUAUAUGCUCUACCUCACUGCAGACAGCAGGUGGAGCCAGUGGCUCGGCCUGGCAGCGUUUCUCCCACAGCUCAUCCUGCUGUUGGUAGCGUCGUGGGCCUUUCACUCUGACCUGGCAUUCUGCUGUUUCCUGCACACCGCCAUCUUUGUGUCUUUCAACAAAGUCUGCACUUCCCAGUACUUCCUGUGGUACCUGUGUCUACUCCCUCUGGUCAUCCCUCACCUGAGUCUGUCACUCAAACAGGGAGUCGGACUGCUGCUCCUCUGGUUUGCUGGGCAGGGUAUCUGGUUGUGUCCAGCCUACUUUCUGGAGUUUGAAGGCUACAACACCUUCCUGUUGAUCUGGCUCGCUGGUUUGCUCUUCAUGAUCAUCAACUCUUCCAUCUUGAUUCAGAUUGUAGCUCAUUACAAACCAACACAAACUGCACAGAGGCUGAAGGUUGAGUAACAUUCAGCAAUUUUAACUGAAGAUGAUAUGAACUAUGGAUACACGUUAAAAGAAUAAAGUGUGUAUUUUGUUAAAA
Molecule: messenger RNA, 1465 nt
Organism: Dicentrarchus labrax (European seabass)
Lineage: Eukaryota; Metazoa; Chordata; Actinopteri; Moronidae
Gene: pigm
Product: phosphatidylinositol glycan anchor biosynthesis, class M
Exons: 8
Coding region: 151-1389 (412 amino acids)
Biological process (GO): GPI anchor biosynthetic process
Cellular component (GO): membrane; glycosylphosphatidylinositol-mannosyltransferase I complex
Molecular function (GO): GPI mannosyltransferase activity; alpha-1,4-mannosyltransferase activity
Source: RefSeq, a predicted model, not a curated record